Messenger RNA from Tetrahymena thermophila SB210, 4437 nucleotides. Its product is annotated as leishmanolysin family protein. The record is from RefSeq and is a predicted model, not a curated record. The transcript is spliced from 2 exons. NCBI's taxonomy places the organism in Eukaryota, Ciliophora, Oligohymenophorea, Hymenostomatida, Tetrahymenidae.
GUAUAAUAUAAAGUUAAAUAUAAAAAUACCAAACAUAACAAACAACUUAUAAAAAUGAAUGGUCUUACUAUCAUAGCAUUCCUAAUUACUUCUUUAGUCUAUGCUUAAAGUUCUGACAAAUAGCUUGUUUAUUCUUGUUUACAAGAGGAAAUAGACAUGAGUGAAAUGGUUCCUGAAGAUUUCUUAGAAACAUAUGAAGAGAAGUAUGGUAAUCGAAAACUCUAAAAUCAAGAGCCUUAGCCUAUCAGAAUUACUCUAGAUUUCAAAGAACUUGAUAAUGUUAAAAAUGGUGAAGGACUUACUGCUAACAAAAAGGAAUACAUUAAAAAAAUUAUGUAUGCAGCUUAAAUAUAUUUGAGUAAACUAAUUAAAGUGAAUCCAAGAUAGCAACCUAUUAAAUUUCUAAAGUAUACUGAUAUUUGCUAUGAUGUCAAAGUUUCUCAAGAAAUUAGAACAGAUGGAAUCUAUGACUCCGAUUUACAUAUUUUUGUCACCUAUACUAACUAGGAAGGCACCACUUUGGCUGAUGCAAUAUCAUGUUAAUUGGAUCCUUACCCUAAUGUUGGAAGAGUUAAAUUUAAUAUAGGUACUAUGAUAAUUAAUGAAGACGAUACUUAGUCUUUCUAAGAUAAUUUCACAACUUCUUUGCAUGAAAUAAUUCAUAUUUUAGGUUUCUCUGGAAGUAAUAUCUAAUAUUGGAUUGAUCCUGAUACAGGAAAACCUUAUGGACUCACAAAUGCACAUAAGAUUAUGAAAAGAGAAAAUAGGUGGGAUGUAGAUAAUGUACUAAAGAUAUUUUCUAAGAAUAUUUUGAGAGUCUCAAGAAAUCACUAUGGUUGUCCUUUAAUUGAUGGUAUGUACCUUGAAAACUAAGGUAAAGUUGGUUCCUUUAGCUCUCAUUGGGAAAGAGAUCUGCUUGGAAACGAAUUUAUGACAGCCAGUCUUGUUUAUCGUGUUUCUACUAUUUCUGAAUUUACUGCAGCCCUACUACUUGACACUGGUUAUUAUGCUGAAGUCAAUUCUAAUCUCUUAAUGCCUAUUUACUGGGGUAAGAAUAAAGGAUGUGAUUUUUUUAACAAGUCUUGCAAUACGUCUUAAUAAUUCCCUGAAUUCCCAGAUGACAGUGAAGAAGAGUCUUGCGAUUUUUUCUCUUAAGGUAUAGGUAAACUUUAAAAAGCAGGUACUUUUACUUAAUGCAAGACAGUAACUAUCAAUAAUAACCUUUAUUGUUAUUCUGAUCAAUUUAAGGCUAAUGAAUUCUUAAGAUAAAAUACUGGUUCUGGGUCUAAGUGUUUUAGAUCAAAUGCAAGUAUCAAAGGGUAUGAAAUUUUAGAUAUGAAAGGUCGAUGCUUUAAGGCUUAAUGUGCAAGCGAUUUAUCCUCUAUUUAAGUUAGUAUUUGGGGUGAUGAAUAUGUCACUUGCAAAUAUCCAAAUUAAGUUAUUAGCUUAUCUGAAUAAACUAUUAACACUCAAGGCAUUAUGAAAUGCCCACAUGAUUUUGAUUUAUUUUGUAAUUUCCCUAAAUCUUGUCCCAAUAAUUGUUCAAACAAUGGCAUAUGUAAUAAUGGUUACUGUAUUUGUCUCAAAUAAUAUGCUGGAGCUGAUUGUUCUUAAAAAUGUGAGGAAGGUUAAGUUUGGGAUGGUGCUCGCUGUGCAUAAAGUUGUCCUUUUGGAUAGUUCAAAAAUUUUGAUAAUACUUGUAAACCUACUUGUCCUUACAAGCAAUAUGGAGACAGAAAUACAGGAAGUUGUGUUCUUUGCCCAAUAAAUUGCUCAGCCUGUUUUGGUCCUACUUUUAACCAAUGUCUUUCAUGCAAUAAUGGUUUUAUGCUUUAAGGUAACUAAUGUAUUGAAUUUACUUGUCACUCUAGUUGCUAUUAGUGUUCAGGUCCAAAUGCAAACUAAUGUACAUCCUGUCCUUCUGGAAAGUAUUUAGAUUCAAAUAAGACUUGCUAAUCAUGUUAAUAACCAUGUGAAAACUGCUUUAAUGAAGCUACUGAAUGUACUACUUGUGCUUAAGGUUAUAAAAUGAACACAUCUAAUGGAAGAUGUGAAUCAGUUAAUAAAUGUGACAGCUCUUGCCUUGAGUGUUCUGAUUAAAGAAAUCCUACUAAAUGUACUUCUUGCAGAAACGGCUAUACUCUCGACUAUUAAGGAAAAUGCCAAAAAAUAAUAUGCUUCAUUAAUGAAAUAAUGCUAAAUAACUAAUGCGUUCCAUGUGAUAAAAGUUGCGAAGGAUGUGUAAAUAAUCCUAAAACAUGUAUUAAUUGUGCAAAAGGAUAUAAAUUUGAUUUUAGUAACAAAAAUUGUGUCCCUAAAUGCAAUUAAGAUGAUUUCUUAGAUAGAUAUGGUAAUUGCUAAUAAUGUUAACCACCAUGUGCUACAUGUGAAGAUUUUAAUAAUAAUUGCAUUAGUUGUGUAAAUGGUUAUACUCUUAAUACCAAUUAUAAUUCUUGUGAACUUAAAAAUUAAAAAUGUCAUGAAAGUUGCAAUUCAUGCAAUAGAUAUAACGAUUCUUAUGGAUGCACUUCUUGUAGAGAUGGAAUGUAUCUAAAUUCAGGAAGAUGUUUACCAUGUAACAUCGAAUGCUAAACUUGUGAAGAUGCAUCUUAUAAAUGUACUUCUUGUAAAUAAAAUGAAUACCUGUCAAAAAUGAAAUGCAAACAAUGCCAUGCUUCCUGCUUAACCUGUUCGGAUAAAGAAACAAAUUGUACUUCUUGUAAAGAAGGUUUCCAAAAAGACUAUAAUUCAGGUCUUUGCGUUCCUACUAUUAAAAAUUGUUAGUUUGAUGAAUAUUUGGAUAAAAAUUAUUAGUGUUAAAAGUGCAACUCACCUUGUGUUUCUUGUUAUUUAAAUCCUAACAGAUGUACAAGUUGCAUUUCUGGUUAUGUACAUAAUACUUAAACAAAUUAAUGUGAAAUUAAUGAUCCUAUCUGUGAUUAUGAUUAGUUUUUGGAUAGCUACAAAAAUUGUAAGCCUUGCCAUUAAUCGUGUGCAACAUGUGAAGGCUAUAGUACUAAAUGCACUAGCUGUAAAAAUGGGUUUAUUCUUUUAAGAAAUGCGUGUUAUGAAUAAAGGUGCUCAGAAGGAUUUUUCCUCAACUACUUGGGUAGAUGUGUAAGAUGUGAUGAUUCUUGCUUAAAAUGUGAUACAUUUAAAGAUAAUUGUACAGAAUGUGCUAAUGGAUUUACUUAUGAAGCUAGCUCUUAAAGAUGCAUCAAAAUCUUAAAUAAUAAUUAAUGUCAUCCUACUUGUUAGGAAUGUAACUAACCAAAUAAUUCAUCUGCUUGUACAUCUUGUAAAGAAGGUCUCCAAAAAGACUAUAAUUCAGGUCUUUGUGUUCCUACUAUUAAAAAUUGCUAGUUUGAUGAAUAUUUGGAUAUAAAUUAUUAGUGUUAAAAGUGCAACUCACCUUGUUUUUCUUGUUAUUUAAAUCCUAACCAAUGUACAAGUUGCAUUUCUGGUUAUGUACAUAAUACUUAAACAAAUUAAUGUGAAAUUAAUGAUCCUAUCUGUGAUUAUGAUUAGUUUUUGGAUAGCUACAAAAAUUGUAAGCCUUGUCAUUAAUCGUGUGCAACAUGUGAAGGCUAUAGUAAUAAAUGCACUAGCUGUAAAAAUGGGUUUAUUCUUUUUAGAAAUGCAUGUUAUGAAUAAAAGUGCUCAGAAGGAUUUUUCCUCAACAACUUUGGUAGAUGUGUAAGAUGCGAUGAUUCUUGCUUAAAAUGUGAUACAUUUAAAGAUAAUUGUACAGAAUGUGCUAAUGGAUUUACUUAUGAAGCUAGCUCAUAGAAAUGCAUCAAAAUCUUAAAUAAUAAUUAAUGUCAUCCUACUUGUUAGGAAUGUAGCUAACCAAAUAAUUCAUCUGCUUGUACAUCUUGUAAUGAUGGUUAUUUCAUUUUUAAUGGUAUGUGUAUUUAAUGCAGCAGCUAAUGUUUGACGUGUAAAAGAAAAUCUAAUUUUUGCACUUAGUGCAAAUAAGGUUUUAGAUUAGACAGCAUUUUCGGUAGGUGUAUUUAAGAUUGCUAAUAAAGAUAUUAUUUUAAUUAAACAAAUAACUAAUGCUAACCUUGCUUAUCUCCUUGUGAAAAUUGUGAGUAUUAUUCUUAUAGAUGUACUAGUUGUAUUUAAGGAUACAAAUAUGACAAUGAUAGUUUUGCAUGUGAGAUUGAUUGCAAACCAGGAGAAUAUAAAAAUACAAUUUAAUCAUGUAAGCAGUGUUCAUUUCCAUGUUUAACCUGUGAAUUUGAUGAUAAUAGAUGUUUAAGUUGUGUAUCUGGAUAUACUUAUAGAGAUUAUUCAUGCUAAAAGAACUCUAGGUCUAAUUUUAGAGCUUGCCAUGAAUCUUGUAAUACCUGCAUAAAAGCUAUGGAUCCUCAUUCUUGUGAUUCAUGCAGGGAAGGAUAUACCUUAAUAAAUGGCACCUGCUAUAAAAAAUGA